Molecule: messenger RNA, 438 nt
Organism: Macrosiphum euphorbiae (potato aphid)
Lineage: Eukaryota; Metazoa; Arthropoda; Insecta; Hemiptera; Aphididae
Source: the annotation of a GenBank genome assembly
AUGAUUUCGUCGAUUUUCUUGGCCAGUGUAAUCUUUUUUCGUGACAGUGUUGACGGCAACUUUAAAGAUAAAGAUGGUAAAUUGUUACUACAAGAGCUCAAAACAACUAAUGAUCUUACACAAAAUGGUAAAGACUGUACACUUUUCCACCUGCUGAGUUCUCUAUUUGUGCCAACAUCUCGUAAAGCGACCAAAGAUGAUAAAGGAAAGAACAAUGUAACAAAAUAUUCCAUUAAGGAUUCACAGAAGAGUUUUAUUAUUUUUAAUAAUUCAAUCAGUGAAUCUGAAAAUUAUUUAGAACAUUUAAAAAAUAAAAAAUUACCCAUACAGCCUUUUAUCAUUGUAAUUAGUACACCACUAAAACCAAACCAAAUUUUAGUGUACUUUGAUUCGAUAAAAUAUAAAGUUUUUAAUAUUACCCGUGCAAUUGAUAUGUAA